UAUAAUUUUAAAGAUUAUUGUGAACGUUAGCAGGUAAAAGUUUGAAAGUCUGAAAAUAAAAGCAUUUGCAUCAUCAUCGACAUCACCAGCAAAGUGCUGAAAGUGAUGGCAGUAUGUAAAUACGGCAUCUGCGUACACUCGCGGAUGACUCAUGUGGCGUUUGCACAUACAAAUUUGCAGUCAUUUCGUGAUUUAUGGUGCAGAAAUACGCUUCUGAUAACCAGGUAAUGUUUAGCAUGAGUGUGAAAAUAAACAAGUAUUUGUACAAGCUGAUUUUGGAGCAUGGAGAGAGCCCCAACCAGUCACGAAAACAGGAGUACAGCACGCCAAAGCUUUUUGCUGUCGUGACGUUUCCCGAAGCACAAGAUAAAGUGGCCGUUGUGCCACUCUCGUGGCUAACGGAAGACCAGGCUCAGUGCCACUGGCCUCCAAAGAGGAGGGGUGUUCGGGUCGAAGAAUUGGUUCAAGACCGGGUGGACCCAACUGCAGCCUGGCAAAAGUACCCAGUUUGGCUUGUGGCUCGUUGCAGCACCCUUGAGAAAGCCGAGCGCCGUGCCACUGGUGCACAGUACGGCCUAGCGGCAGACACAACGGAGCAAUCAGCUCUGUUGCUACGGAUCCUGCGGGUCCAACUUGGCAUCCGGCAGCAACAAAAAGAGGUUCUGCAGGAGGUGUGACAGCUGAAGCACGAGGUACGACUCUUGUCCGUGCCUCAGCACGUCCAGCCAGCACAGCCCCCUGCUGACCUUCCCCGGCUGCCUGCUGGUACAAUUGGAGAAGUGGAGGCAGCAGAGGCAGCUGUGCAGAGUGAAGCUGUGGCUGCGGCUUUGCGCAAGCACCUCCUGCAGAUUGGGGGACAUGGCCUCCAGAAAUUG
Molecule: messenger RNA, 875 nt
Organism: Rhipicephalus microplus (southern cattle tick)
Lineage: Eukaryota; Metazoa; Arthropoda; Arachnida; Ixodida; Ixodidae
Source: RefSeq, a predicted model, not a curated record